Messenger RNA from Brachypodium distachyon (stiff brome), 1224 nucleotides. RefSeq names its product putative RING-H2 finger protein ATL69. The coding region runs from base 387 to 965 and encodes 192 amino acids. The record is from RefSeq and is a predicted model, not a curated record. The transcript is spliced from 3 exons. NCBI's taxonomy places the organism in Eukaryota, Viridiplantae, Streptophyta, Magnoliopsida, Poales, Poaceae.
CUGCCAGUCUGCCGCAGUUCCCCACCCCACCCGAUCUCACCCCAACCCAGCUCUUCCAGUCUCCUCAGGCCACCGCUCGGCUCCCCUUCCUGGCUUCCUCUCCACCACGGCACUACGAAGAGCCGCCGAGCCAUCGCUCGCACUCCCCAUCGAUCUCAAGCGACCACGCCAACCACAAAUCGUGAUCAUCCCCACCUCGUGUGGCCUCAGCGGGCCGGUCAACCGAUGGGCACCACCGGCCCCAACCUCACCGCUCUUGCAAUUCGCCGCAGCGGCGGGCGCCUGUUCGAGCGGUAGGGGUUUCGCUCACAGUCUUCGUGGGGUGGGAGACUCGGCGCCGCCGGUGCGUGGCGAGGCCUCGGCCUCGAAGGGGUAAGUAAGGGAGGAUGCUGGGGUCGGAGCUGAAUCUCGUCAGUGCCUUGCUCGGCUUCGGCAUGACCGCCGUCUUCAUCUUGUUCGUCUGCGCGCGGUUCAUCUGCUGCCGCGCCCGGCGCGCGGAGGACGGCACGCUGCCGGACUUCGACGCUGACUUCCCCGCGGAUCCCGAGCGCCCGGUAGCGCAUGCUCAUUGUGGGUUAGAACCUCUUGUUUUUGCCGCAAUUCCUACCAUGAAGUAUAACAGCGAGGCUUUCCUUCCAAAAGAUGAUUCCCAGUGCUCCAUAUGUUUAGGUGAAUAUAUCGAGAAAGAGGUUCUAAGGAUCAUACCGACAUGUCGUCAUAACUUCCACCUUGCCUGCUUAGAUGUAUGGUUGCAGAAGCAGACGACUUGCCCAAUAUGCCGGAUCUCAUUGAAAGAGCUGCCUGACAGGAAAGCUGCUGGAACACCCGCAUGUGGCACCCCUCAACUCCCCACCCUCCCUGAGAAUUCUGUUAAUCCAACACCUGAAUGGUUCCUCCCUAUUCAUCAAGAUCACACAGGCCAACAGAAUAAUUCAGCAGAAGUGGUUAUUGAAAUCCGACAGUAGGUAUAUUAGUUUACUUGUGUCUCGCCCUUCUCUGUAUUGAUGCAGCAUAAAAAAUGAGACCAGAAUUGUAUGCAGGGCCAUUUAGGUAUAUAUAGUGUAAACAUUCAUUGUACAUUUCGCAUUGUAGAUUGGCAUGUUGUACUACCGGACAUGAAGGAUGGUGAUGUUCUUUUCUUAUGCUUUGCAUGUCGUAGAAAAUAUACUGGAUGUUGGAUAAGGUCCUGAACUUAUUAGAAGUUACCUAUCUACCUUGCAGUCA